Messenger RNA from Neospora caninum, 2871 nucleotides. RefSeq lists its product as hypothetical. Gene Ontology annotation, cellular component: cytoplasm. The transcript is spliced from 9 exons. The record is from RefSeq and is a predicted model, not a curated record. Bases 1 to 2871 code for a protein of 956 amino acids. Lineage: Eukaryota; Apicomplexa; Conoidasida; Eucoccidiorida; Sarcocystidae. Gene Ontology annotation, molecular function: URM1 activating enzyme activity; nucleotidyltransferase activity; thiosulfate-cyanide sulfurtransferase activity. Gene Ontology annotation, biological process: protein urmylation; tRNA wobble position uridine thiolation.
AUGUCGACGCCUUCGCCCUUCUCUGCCAGUCUGUUCUUCUCCGGAGUCUUCCUCGGAACUGUUCUCGGCGCACGCCUGGCACGCGUGCGACUGAAUCCGCCUUCCUCUUCCUCGUCUGCCUCUUCUUCGUUUCCUUCCUUGUCUUGUCUUGCUGACGUUCUUGGCGCUCUGUGGUAUUCUUCGUGUGGUUCUGUGUGGGGUUCUGUGUGGGGCGGGUCUGAGCCCCGUCGGCCCUCUCCUGCGUCGCCUGCGUCAUUCGGGCCCAGCGCGACCGAGGAACCCGAGCGCGGCGACGGGGCGAGAGAACCUUGUUCGCCAAGCGAGCUCCCUUCGCCCUCGCCCAGGCCGUCGGCGCCCCCGGACGACGCCGGCGGCAGCACCAGUGGAGACACUAGCGGCGGAGACAGUUGGGUUGACGUCGACAGCGUGAAGGGCGAAGAAGGGGCGAGCGCGCGCGAGGAGACAGAGACAGAGCGGCCGAGAGACACGCCGCCGGGCCAGCGCGUCCCGCGCCAGAGAGACGCCCUCGCGUGCGGGCUUUCUGCGAGGAGUCCGACGGCAGAGAAGCUCGCGCUUCCACUCUCUCCAUGCCUGGUGCUCGAGGUGCCGGGCGAGUCUGCGGCUUCGCGGGAAACCCUCGACACUCUCUUCCUGGUCCGUCGACUUGGCGAUUUGCCUCGCCGUCUCUUCUCAGGUGUGCGCUGGCUAGCGGGCUCGCUUGCACGCGCGUCGCCGGCCGGCGCGGAGACACCUGUGGGGCAGCGGGACCGCGAGGAGACACUUUUUCUCGGUUCGCUGCGUGUUCCGGACGCCUGGUGGGGCGAGACGGCUGCCUACGCCCAGCGGUUUAGCCGCCAAGUGCUGCUGGCCUCGUGGGGCCUCUCGGCGCAAAGGCGUCUCCGGCAGAGCUCCGUUCUGAUUGUGGGGUGCGGCGGCCUCGGCUGUCCAGCUGCUCUGUACCUCAGCGCCGCAGGAAUUGGUCGCCUGGGCCUCGUCGACGGGGACGACGUCGAAGUGUCUAAUCUGCAGCGGCAAGUCGCCCAUACGGAAGCUCGCGCGGGGUGGACGAAAGUUCACUCGCUGCGUCACUCGUGUCGGGCCGUGAACUCGCAGGUUAGGAUUCUCCGUUGGCUGGCUGUGCGCUGUCUCUGCUCCGGUCUGCCUGGAGCCUCGCGUCUGGUUGUCGUGGAGACGUGCCCGUUCCACAUCUCCUGGGAAAAUGCACUGAACCUGGUGCGGCGGUUCGACGUGGUCAUCGACGCAACCGACAACCAGCCCACAAGGUAUCUGCUCAACGAUGCCUGCGUCCUCGCUGACAAGCCCCUCGUAUGCGGCAGCGCCCUGCGCUGGGAAGGCCAGCUAUGCGUCUACAACCUCGCGUCGGCUUCGCCUAGCUCUGCGUCGUCCACUCCCAGUUCUUCUCUCCGCUCUCCGUGCUACCGUUGUCUCCACCCUGUCCCGUCAGGAGACGCCGAGGCAGGCGCCUGCGACGUCCACGGCGUGAUUGGUCCGGCACCGGGCGUUGUGGGCAUUCUUCAGGCGCUAGAGAGUCUCAAAAUCUGUGGCGGGUUGGCGCAGGGUGAGGACUCGGCGCGCUUGCUGACUUUCGACGGCCUCGACGUCGACCGCCCCUUUCGGACAUUCCGCCUGAGGCGGAAGCGAGAAGGCUGCGAAGCGUGCGGCACCGGCCUUCAGCGCAUUACAUCGCUCACGCCGCGCCCUGAGUAUUCGGUCGUUUGCCCCUUCCCCGUCCUCCCUGCGCACCAGAGAAUGUCCUCGGCGCUCUUCACGCUCUUGUUUUCUCUCCACCUCGUUCUCCAUCGCCAGCUCUCUUGUCUCCUCACUGAAGGCGGCCUGGCAGGCCUGCUUCUGCAUGCUCGGCAGCCUUCGCUUUCCACGGGGAAAAGAGCCGCGCGAACGCAUUCAAAGAGAGACGAGGCCGGAGCGGGCGACGCCGGAAAAGCGGACGACGACGGCAAGGUCGAAGGCGGACGCAGCACCGAAGCUGAGGCUGCGUCUCUCGGGGGGGGCGUGAGGCAGAGCGAGAGCCGGUUUGGCUCUGGUUUGCGGGACCCGCUUGCGAUGCUCACGUCCUGUCCUUCUCGCUUGUCUUCUCGCCCGCAAACCGCAGCGGCGAAGGCUGCCUUCUGCGCUCGUCUUCUUGCUUUCUCUGCGGGUGUGCGAGGGAACAGAGACGCGACAGAGACAACAGAAGCGGGCCGGGGGGCCGCGGAAGCGACGACCGGGGACAAGGCGGCGUUCGAACAGCGGUUCGCGUCACAGAGCGGCGAGAACCUGGACGCGCCAGGAGCAAACGCAAGCUACGUUCUUUUGCCUAUUGACGUUCGCCCCUUGGAACACGCGCGGGUUGGCCAGCUGCCGUUCUCGAUUCACCUGCCGCUGUCCCAGUUGCAGAAGGAAGUCGACAGCUUGAGGCGGGGACAGACUGAAGCCGAGGAAGCAGAGGACCUCCCAGAGGAGGACGACUGGGAAGAAGAAGUGCAGGAAGCAGACGAGAAGAGGCUGCAGAGGCAACGCGAGGCACGACACGAAGUAGAGUGGACGGGAGAGCAGGCAGAUGAGUGUUGCGACCGAAAGGCCACCACGCAGGAAGAGAGACCCGCGAUGUCGCGCACACACGACCUCGUGCACAUGACGCUUCUUCAGCGUUUUAUCCUCCAGCACAUCCUUCACUUGUCACACUCAGAUUUUCGAAGCAGCCACACUCAGCGCAUGCACGUGAUUUGCGUUCUCAUAUGUAGGCGAGGGAACGACAGCGCCAUAGCCACAAAGCUUCUGGCGAGCUUGAAUGGGGAGACGUGCACCGUGAAACUCCAGAAGCAGGGAUUCCUCUCUAUGCCGAUUGUGUAA